AUGGAGCCUCCAGAAUACCCCCCACUGCCCCUCUGAGGGCAAAUCCUGUCUGGGUGCCCCCCCCCAUGUAACAAGCCUCUGCCCCCCCCAUCUGAGUAUUAGUCACUGACACUCGGCAACCAGGGACCUUCCAGACUGUGCCCAACCUGCAAGUACCUCUCCUGCACGGCUACACGUGGGACCCCCAGAGCUACACGUGGGACCCCCAGAGCUACACGUGGGACCCCCAGAGCAACACGUGAGGAUUCAGGGGAGUCGGUGCCCAGGUGGGGGGGAGAGACUCAGCACAACAAGGUCACGGGCCAGAAGGAACAAGAUGGCGGCACCCAGAAACACACGCAUGUGACAGACAAUAUUGCGCCUCCCGCUGACCCGUAGAGACAAUGUGGCGAAGCAAUGAGAGCGUGGCACAGAAUGGCACAGAGAUCCACACAGCUGGCCUGGGCCUGGCACUGGGAACCAUAUCAGUAUUUACAGUCAUUCUGAACAUUCUGGUUCUGUACGCGGUGAGAAUGGAGCGCAAGCUUCACACGGUUGGGAACCUGUAUAUCGUCAGUCUGUCCAUCGCUGAUCUCAUUGUGGGCGCAGCUGUGAUGCCCCUGAACAUUGUGUAUCUACUCAACGACAGGUGGAUUCUGGGAAGAUCCGUGUGUCUCUUCUGGCUCUCUAUGGACUACGUGGCCAGCACGGCCUCCAUCUUCAGCCUCUUCAUAUUGUGUAUUGACCGGUACCGCUCUAUCCAGCAGCCACUGAAGUAUCUCAAGUACAGGACUAAGACCAGGGCUUCGGUGAUGAUCUCGGGGGCAUGGCUCCUGUCCUUCACAUGGAUUGUCCCAAUUCUGGGAUGGCACGCAUUCGCCAAUGGCGGCAUCAGAUCUGUGCCGGAAUAUACCUGUGAGACGGAAUUCCAUAAAGUGACUUGGUUUAAGGUCCUCACCGCCAUCUUGAACUUCUACAUUCCCUCCUUGCUGAUGCUGUGGUUCUAUGCCAAAAUCUACAAGGCGGUCAGAGAACACUACCAGCACCGGGAUCUGGUCAAUGGCUCCUUCCAGUUGUUCUACGACAGCAAAUUGGUGCAGAACGUCAGGGUUCUCAAGAGCCAACAAGGCUGCCCCAAGAAUCAGUGUAGGGAUGGGAAACGAACAGUCCCUGAGGCAAAUUUUCCGGCACAAUACGUCACUGUAUCGAAAGAGAUUGGACAGUUGAGAAGCACCCAGGGAAAAGACUCAAUAGAUGAUUAUGAGAACCAUCAAGAUCUUAGCCACUGUGAUAAUAAUAUCUUUAAAUUGCAUUGCUUUCCACUGGCAAUAAUUCAGACGCACCCCCAGGAGUGCAGGAACUAUGUGACGGUCACCAGGGGGACCUUAAAAAAACAUAACUGCCCUGGAACCCAGCAAAUGGCAGAGAUCUCAGAGGAACAUACGUUUGCUGAAGUUGCAUCUUGUAUGAUGGAGCUGAGUCAGGUGGAGGAAUCCAACAUGGAGGCAACAGAGAGAACUGACGCCAGACUUUCAGGGAACUUUAACUACCUAAAACAUACCUGGGAGAGGUUUUGCACCCAUUCCAAACAACACAUCCAGGGGCUCCACAUGAACAGAGAGAGGAAGGCUGCAAAGCAGUUGGGAUUCAUCAUGGCCGCCUUCAUGCUCUGCUGGAUUCCAUAUUUUGUUCUCUUCAUGGUCAUAGCGUUCUGUCACAACUGCUGCAACCACAACUUCCACAUGUUCACAAUUUGGCUCGGCUACAUCAACUCAACCCUGAACCCCCUCAUCUACCCUCUGUGCAACGAGAACUUUAAAAAGACUUUUAAAAAGAUAUUUCAUGUAGAACUGGACUGUGGGGAGUGUAAAAAAGAGAAUCAUGCAACUUGCACUUACGCAUGAACUCAACAAGAGCCAACUCUCAGAACUGUAUUGGGUAAAUGGGGACAACGCUCUCAGCCCCACACAUAGUAGGGCCCGACAGUAGAGCAAGAAUGAAAAGUAGCAGGUACCUUAGGACAAAAUGGUGAUGCUGUGGCAAGAUGGCAACAGCAAAGUCUUUUUUCCUGUCAGUUGAAUUAGAUUGAGAUGGUUAGUUAUAAUGGCUGACAGUAGGACAAGGUUGGACCUUUUCAGUCCAGGCUUUCUUGCAGAUUCGACCUUUGGUAGAGCCCUCUUUAGGUCAAAACGCCCAAAAUAAUAUCCUGAAGCACCUCCAAGUUAUCCUAAAAUCUCACCCUGAAUGGCCCCACAUGCACUCAGCAGAAAAAAAAUAGUAACAGAAGGACAGUAUGAAAGAUGGAAACAGUAAGGCAACAUGAAGACAAUAUGACAAGAGGGAGAGAGUAGAGCAUGAUGGAGCUAGUAGGGCAUGAUGGAAACAGUCUGACAAGAUGGACACAGUUGGACAAGAUGGAGACAGUAGGAGAAGAUGGAGACAGUAAAACAAAGAUGGAGACAGUGGAACAAGAUGGAGACAAUAG
Messenger RNA from Xenopus laevis (African clawed frog), 2464 nucleotides. It is a transcript of the gene hrh1.S, whose product is annotated as histamine receptor H1 S homeolog. Gene Ontology annotation, cellular component: synapse; plasma membrane; membrane. Gene Ontology annotation, biological process: regulation of vascular permeability; chemical synaptic transmission; G protein-coupled serotonin receptor signaling pathway. The record is from RefSeq and is a predicted model, not a curated record. The coding region runs from base 384 to 1883 and encodes 499 amino acids. The transcript has 2 exons. NCBI's taxonomy places the organism in Eukaryota, Metazoa, Chordata, Amphibia, Anura, Pipidae. Gene Ontology annotation, molecular function: neurotransmitter receptor activity; G protein-coupled receptor activity; histamine receptor activity.